This is a messenger RNA of Cannabis sativa, 1851 nucleotides long. Its product is annotated as glucan endo-1,3-beta-glucosidase 8-like. Gene Ontology annotation, molecular function: hydrolase activity, hydrolyzing O-glycosyl compounds. Gene Ontology annotation, biological process: carbohydrate metabolic process. The transcript has 2 exons. Gene Ontology annotation, cellular component: plasma membrane. Lineage: Eukaryota; Viridiplantae; Streptophyta; Magnoliopsida; Rosales; Cannabaceae. The record is from RefSeq and is a predicted model, not a curated record. The coding region runs from base 294 to 1769 and encodes 491 amino acids.
UAUAUACAUGUGCCAACUAAAAUCAAGUUAUAAUAUUCAAAUAUAUAUAAAUAAAUAAAAAUCUAAAAUUAGAAUGAUAGCAGUUAAGGCCAAUUAACAAACUUUGUAAAAACCACAAAUUAACAAGGCUUACGGAAACCAAUAUUAUUAAUGUCUCUAGGCUCUAGCCACCUUCAUUUUUAUUUUCUUUCUCAAACUACUACAAUCAUCAUCAUCAUUAGUUUCAUUCAUCAAUCUCAUUAAGAUUAAUAUGAACACACCAUAAAUAAUUAUUAAUUAUUAAUUGUGGAACCAUGGUCGAAGCUAGUAGUAGUAGGUUGGUGGGGGUGGUUUUGAUGGUUGGAAUAAUAUUAAUGAUGAAAUUUGAGAAUGGAGAGAGCAAUAUAGGAGUAAAUUGGGGAACAAUGGCAUCUCACCCAUUGCAUCCAAACAUAGUGGUGAAUCUUCUAAAAGACAAUGGGAUUAACAAAGUGAAGCUUUUCGACGCAGAUGAUUGGACAGUGAGCUCAUUGUAUGGGUCUGGUAUUGAGGUUAUGCUUGGAAUCCCAAAUGACAUGCUUAAAAAGAUGGCUUCUGAUUAUGACAAUGCCAAAGAUUGGGUCAAGCAUAAUGUCACCAAACAUCUUCGUGAUGAUCAUGGAGGAACUGAUAUCAGGUACGUUGGUGUAGGAAACGAACCCUUCUUAACAAGUUACAAUGGAACAUUCAUAAAACUAGUAUUACCAGCACUAAAAAACAUACAAAAGGCACUAAACGAAGCCGGCUUAGGAGACAAAAUCAAAGCCACAAUACCUCAAAACGCCGACGUUUAUGAGUCUUCAUCCAACACUCCCUCAGAUGGAAACUUUCGCAACGACAUAAAAGAUCUCAUGCACGAUAUAGUCAGUUUCUUAAAUGACAACAAAUCACCUUUCAUGGUCAACAUCUACCCUUUCCUCAGCCUCUACGACAACCCAAACUUCCCACGAGACUUUGCCUUCUUCGAUGGUGGUUCCAAGUCCAUAAACGACAAGAACAACCUUAAUUAUGACAAUGUUUUUGAUGCCAACCAUGACACCUUAGUUUGGUCCUUAAAGAAAGCAGGCUUCCCCAACAUGAAAAUCAUAGUUGGGGAAGUUGGUUGGCCAACCGACGGUGACAAAGAUGCCACAGUCGAUUUGGCCAAGAAGUUCUACAGCGGGUUAUUAAAAAGGUUGGCUAAAAAUAAAGGAACCCCUCUUCGACCCGGCCACAUAGAAACUUAUCUUUUCAGUCUUUUUGAUGAGGACAUAAAGAGUGUGGCGCCGGGAUUUUUCGAACGACAUUGGGGUAUCUUUCGUUACGAUGGACAACCCAAAUUUAGUAUGGAUUUUUCUGGAGAAGGUCAUGAAAAAAUGCCAAUUGGGGCUAAAGGGGUUCAGUAUUUGGAGAAGAAGUGGUGUGUAUUGGAUAGUAGUGUGAAGAACAUGAGUGCAGUGGGAAGUGAAGUGAACUAUGCUUGUUCAAUGUCGGAUUGUACUAGCUUGGGACCAGGGACUUCGUGUGAGAAGUUGAAUCAGAGAGACUCUGCUUCUUAUGCUUUUAAUAUUUACUUUCAAAUGAAUGAUCAGAGUGUUGAGGCUUGUGAUUUUAGUGGUUUGGCAAAGAUUGUGACACAAAAUGCUUCUAGGGAUGGUUGUUUGUUUCCUAUUCAAAUUGAGAGUUCUGCUGUUGUUAUUGGUUUGGGUUCUCAUAUGUUUCGCACUUUGGUUGCAGCAACUUUGGUCAUGACAUUGCUAGUGAUUUUGUAAAUGAAUUAAUAAAUGCAUCCAUAAUUCUUCUUAAUAUUGAAUAUCUUUCUUUCCAUUAUAUUACCAUUAAAUAACAUUGUCA